AUGGCUACAGCUCCCACCAGAUUACAAGUACUAGCUUUAUACAAGCAAUUCAUUAAGAAUUCAAAACAAUUCAAUAAUUAUAACUUCAGAGAAUAUUUCCUAAGGAGAUCUAGAGACUCAUUUAAACAAAAUAUGACUUUACAGAAGCCGGAAGAAGUCAGUAGGGCUUAUUUGGGUGCUAAGGAAGAACUUGGUAUAUUGAAACGUCAAGCUGUUAUUUCCAAAAUGUAUACAUUUGACAAACUGGUAGUAGAACCAUUAAAUAACAAACACACCUAUUAG
This is a messenger RNA of Maudiozyma barnettii, 282 nucleotides long. It is a transcript of the gene ISD11, whose product is annotated as Isd11p. Gene Ontology annotation, cellular component: L-cysteine desulfurase complex; mitochondrion. The record is from RefSeq and is a predicted model, not a curated record. The coding region runs from base 1 to 282 and encodes 93 amino acids. NCBI's taxonomy places the organism in Eukaryota, Fungi, Ascomycota, Saccharomycetes, Saccharomycetales, Saccharomycetaceae. The transcript has a single exon. Gene Ontology annotation, biological process: iron-sulfur cluster assembly.